AUGCCCGCUCAUGAACGCUCCCUGCCGCCGCUGCUGCUCCUCCUGCCGUCGCUGCUCCUCAUCUGCUGCCUGGAUGAGGCGGCGAGGGCGGCGGAGGAGGGCGGCGGCCUGCCCUCCUCUUCGCCCGGGGACAAUGGAGACCACGCCGCGGUCAUAGACCCGACCUCCCCGGGAGCCACCCGCGGCCCCUCGGCCCCCUCGGCCCGGACAGAAGAGCCCCGGUUUGCCCUCAGAGUGCUGGUGAGGGAUGUGGUGACCCGUCAGCCGCUGCCGGGGGCCUCGGUGGACGUUUACCUGAACCACACGCUGAGGAGCUCCGUGGCGACGGGGCCGAGAGGCGAGGUUCUGCUCUGGGUGUCCUACAGCCCGGGCCUCAGUCUGACCCUGCUGGGCAACAAGGAAGGCUACGUACCCAGCUCGCUGCCAUGGAGCACCACAAAGAGACCCAUUUUCUCUGCGGUGACGCUGCUGCUGCUGCCGCACAGUCAGGGCAACGUGUGGCUGUUUGACGACUCGGUGCUCAUCACCAGGAAGUUACCUGACAGUUCAUCCCAGCCGAAGGUUAAAUUCUCCAAGAACCUUCUCACCGUCUCCAAUAAGAGCAACAUCUCCACAGUGAAGGCCUACCUGACUGUGCCACAGCACCAUCUAGCGAAAGGAUGUGGCAACUGCACUCCUGGCAUCAUCAGCAACAAAUCAGUGUUCAGGAGCAUUGAGCUGAAGGCGGUGGCGGCCGUCAGUGUUCUGCUGUACUCGGGGGACGAGGAGCUCCAGGUUCGAGGUCCCAUUCAAAUCAGCCUCCCCCUGGGGCACAGCACCCACCUGCGGGCGUCGGACACUGUGCCGGCCUGGGCCUUCAACCUGAAGACGGGUGCUUGGGAGAAUCAGGGUCUUGGAAUAGUGAGAAAAGUUGGUUUGGAACUGGUUUGGACGUACACCGCUUCCCAUUUGGGAUUCUGGAUCGCUGCCCCCCUGCCCUCCUCAAACGAUUUUGGAAGCACGUUGGAGUUCCUUUCACACCACACCUACCUGCUGAUUGGAAUACUGGGAGGAACGCUGGCUGUCGUAAUCGGGUGUCUGUCCUUGCUGCUGUGUCACUGCGGAGGUUCGCAGCGGGAACCCAGGAGGAGGAGGGCUCGCUUCUCCAAACUCACGGUUGUGAAGAAAGACCAGACCACCUCCACCCACAUGGAGGAGGGUUUGUUGUUCCGCUCCGGCGACAACAGCCUCGCGUCGUGCAGCGUCCAGUGUGAACCUUCGUCCACGCCGCGGCACAAGGCCAACUUCAACAUCUACGUGGAGGAUCCAGGGAGUCACGCGGCGGCUUCUCUUUACAACAACAUCGCUUCAGAUCGGAUGAAAGGUCUGCAGCCAUCGCCGCACUACAUCAACAGUGAGGAGGUGGCUCGGCUUCGGGAGAAGUCGGAGCAGAACCGGGCCAACAUGAACUCUGACAACUUCUUUCCAGAUAAGCUGCUUCACAUCUAUAACCAGUCGGUGGCCAUCAUUCAGGCCCCAGAGCUGUUCAGUGGUCAGGAGCAGAAGUCGGCCACUUUCCCCCGAAACGGAGUCGAGUACGAUGCUCACUCGGAGCCUGCAAGUAGAGACAGCUACACCCAGACUCUACCCAAACUCCCUCACCACCACUCCCAGGGUGGAGGCAGCCCACAACAGAGCAGCCAAGAUGAGCCGCAGCCUCUGGAGACCCCUCCUCAAGGCCAGGGUCCGAACGCCGGUCUGUGGGGGCGCUACAGUAACCUCCUGGAAUCCUCCGUGUCCGUGCCUGGGACACUGAACGAGGCAGCUGGUAUGGAGGCGUUCAGCGGGGGGCACGGUGUGCCCAGUGAGCUGCAGGGGAUCUCCGAGCGCACAUUGCUGGAGCUGACACGGGGCAAGUCGUCCUCGUCUCACUCCAGAGCCUGGUUCGUCUCGUUGGACGGGAAGCCGGCCGCACAGGUUCGCCACUCCAUCAUCGAGCUGCACAGCCGCCACCGCCCACCGAGCAGCAACGACACCAGCCUGGACUCAGGGGUGGACAUGAACGAGCCUCUGCACAACAUCCGCGAGACGGAGCGCGAGCGGCCUUCGUUCAGGGCCUCGUCCCUGCCGCACCACAGCCGAGCCGGGCGUUACGGCGAAGAACAGGACCUGAGCAGCAGUGAGAGUGGCACCACUGCUACCUGCACCCCCGAGGACCCCUACCUGAGGAACAUUUUAGACGGGAGCAGUGGGGCUAUUCCCAACAUUCCCGAGGAGAGGGACGGGAUGGACACGUCCAGCGCGCAGGAGGACAGCGAGUCCAGAGGGACGCCUCCUCCACGGCGCCUGAGGAAGGUGAGGGAGAGGGUGAAGGCGGAAAAGAGGAGUGCCAAGCACGUCCGCGAGGGGAGACCUGUCACCAAGCGAAGUUAG
Molecule: messenger RNA, 2412 nt
Organism: Hippoglossus stenolepis (Pacific halibut)
Lineage: Eukaryota; Metazoa; Chordata; Actinopteri; Pleuronectiformes; Pleuronectidae
Gene: fam171b
Product: protein FAM171B
Exons: 8
Coding region: 1-2412 (803 amino acids)
Source: RefSeq, a predicted model, not a curated record